Messenger RNA from Armigeres subalbatus, 1614 nucleotides. RefSeq lists its product as uncharacterized. The coding region runs from base 480 to 1475 and encodes 331 amino acids. The transcript has 3 exons. Lineage: Eukaryota; Metazoa; Arthropoda; Insecta; Diptera; Culicidae. The record is from RefSeq and is a predicted model, not a curated record.
UAGUCAGUGAUUUUGAUUAUAGGACUCAACAUUUUUCAACUAAUAUUAACAAAAAAAAAGUAAUAGGCUAUUUGCUGGAAAUUAGUUUGUUUCCCAUUAUUCUGGUUUGGUACGAUUCAAUAGCAAAGUAUAAGUUUAUAAAAUGUUUAGAGAAUCAAUUCAUUUACUUGUUAAUUAUAGCCUUUUUACUUAUAAAAAUUAACUAAAUGUUAGGUAAUAAAUUUCCGUAGUAUCAUUUUAUACAGUUACUGUUAAACACACUGGAUUUCAUUCAUCUGUCAUUGUUAGGGAACCCAGAGCCCACGAGCUUGCGCAUUGCAAUCCACAGUGUUGUCUUCCAAAUCAUAUGUUUCGCCACAGAAAAUCGAUAUUCCAUGAGAAAAGUUCCAUUCCUCGCAAAGUAAACACGGAUCCCCAAUUGCAUCGUUACAACAUAUUGUCGCUUCGGAAAGUUGAAUCAAAUCUGCAGAAGCAGCGCCAUGCAGAUGAAUGACAGUGGACACGAAACUGACGACCGGCUGGAAACGCUGUUUUUCGAUAACCUGGAUACGAGUGGCGAUAUUCUUAAUGAAGUUCAGGUCAACAAUUCGGAUUCCGAUGCAGAAAGUGAUAUUUACUCGAAGAUAAACGAUUUCGAUGUAGUAUUUCACGACCCGAAGGAAAAACACUCCCAGUUCGUAGGAGCUGAUGAAUCCAAAAGACAGGUUGCGAGCGCAGAACUGCUGAUAGAUAAAGUCCCUACACAAACGAAGGUAGGAACCGAAUCCACCAACAACAAUCGUAGGGUACUGACCAGCGACAACAGCACCGAUUCGUAUGCGUCUUCCAUAGCCAAUAGCAGUGUAUCGACCCAAGAGGAUGACACACAAUCAAAUCAAAAGCAACCCCAAAUUAACACGUGCAAAGUUUUGCAACGUAAGCUGGAGCUGAAAGUGGAACGGGCAAAGCGCAAUUAUCGUCAGAUGUAUGAGGAACAGGACAACAACCAGGACUUGGUUCACAAAUCGGCUUCACUUAUACCCAUUUCACGACUGCCCAUACCGGGAAGUGCCGUUGUAGUGCGGGGCUCCCACCAACCACUGGUGGAUGUCAACCCAUCCGACGGCAACAGCGACGAGGAUGAUCUGGAACCGGUUUCCUUCUUCCCCAAGCCAAACCGCAAAAUGACAGAUUCAGCGCACAAACGUCAGGAGCUGUCCGACACGUUCAGCAUACAGGAGAUGACCAUCGAGUCCGACCAGGAGGACGAGCUGGACUUCCAGCAGUGUCGGAAGCUGUCCAACAGCAAGGGCUACAAGAAGAUUCUGAAUCGGGGUAUGAGCGCGGAGAGCGACUACCUGGACAACGAUGCGGAGGAUUUCGACGAUGAGGACUCGCAAAACUUGGAGCUGCUGCCGCCGAACGUGGGUUACAGCAUGAAGGAAUGGGCCCAGCGAGCGCUUUGUUGCUUCAGGCGUAACGAUUUCCUAUCUUGAGAGUAUGAGUACAAGCUGGUUGUCGCCGAACGGACCGACAACGGCUGAAGGGUGCUGAGGGGCUGGGACACUGAACUUGUAAUCAAUUGGAAUUAAGGAAGAUUAUUAAUUCUCAAAUAAAUCAUUGUUUGAAAAGCGA